GCACUCGCUGCGCGCCCCCAUACAGUUGAACAGAGGGUGCAAUACAUAAUUCAGUCCCAGCAAGGGAACACCCCAGUCUCUCCCCUACUGCCAACUGGAGCCGCGGAGCUGCAGCCUCUCACACAGCCCGUGGACAGAGACUUCGAUGCGGCUUUGUGCUGCUCCGGAGCGGAUGGAGGAUCAACCUUGGAGAAGGACGAACGCUGUGUUUGUUUGCAUGACUUCCAGCGGCUGAGGAAGGACAGGGCAGAGCGAGGAGGAGCAGACAGACGCUGGUGAGCUUCAGGAGACGUAAACAUUGCCAUGCCCUGCUUCAUGCACCACCUCCCCCGAUCCGCAUCCUCCUCCUCCUCCUCCUCCUUCUCCGGUCCAGGACAGAGGGCUGUAUUUCAGAGGAUAACAGAAUAGGAAGACGACGCCGCUGUCGAAGGUAGAUAUUUUGGAGACGUGGUGAAGUUGUGUUCGGGAUAGGAGGCUGCGGCGGGCCACGCUGUAGGUAUCCUGCAUCCUGACUUUGCUGUGUCCGUGUUUUGCGGCCAUGCUGCAGGCAGCAUCCUCCGACCUGUUCCCGACCUGAGCUUCACUCUCUGGGAUUAACAAGUUCCCAAAAGAAGAAAACUAGCAGUUCCACUUCUGAAUGUUUUGGAGUAUUAUUUUGUACUGUUGGAACAUCCACUCCUCUGUGUAACUGAGUGAUAAUGAACAUUUUCCUGUUUGGAAUUGUAGUGCUUCACACUGCAGGCUUUUAGAAAGAUGUGAUCAGCUGCAGGCAUUUUAAUUAGCAGAGUAUCUCAGACAUUAAUCAAACCUGCCUCUGCAUGAGUGCUCGGUGGGACCGGCCUUGUUGUUACUACAGUUCACGUUAACUCAGCGCCAUGGGUGCCAAGCAGACCAAAGGCCAGGAGCCUGGAGGGGCCAGCCCUCAGCACAGCUGGAAACGGACGCCCACCAAGGAGCGGGGUGACAUCUUGGCUUCCCUCAUGCUGAAGUCAGGGGACCGGCUGAGCCGUGGCGGGACGCCGCCACCCUACCAACGCCGCAUCGGCAUGAUCCAGGAGAUGAUGCUAAUGGCCAAGCAGGGCAAACAGGAUGAGGCCACGGAGAUGCUCAAGACACUCCGACAGGAUCUGGGCAUGGAGUCAACAUCUCUGGAUGACGUGUUGUACCGCUACGCCAGCUUCAGAAACCUGGUUGACCCCAUCACGCAUGACCUGAUUAUCAGCCUGGCACGAUAUGUCCACUGCCCCAAGACGGAGGGCGACUCUCUCGGGGCCAUGGAGAAGGUUUGUCGUCAGCUGACCUACCAUCUCAGCCCCCACUCUCAGUGGAGGAGACAGGGCCUGCUCAAGAGGAAACCUCAGGCCUGUUUGAAGGCGGUGCUGUCGGCCCCUCUGUCCAGCGGGGCGUUGGAUCUGUCCGGUAUCCCUCUGACGGCUCGGGACAUGGAGCGGGUGUGUGCACACCUACAGCGCCACGCGUGCACUGUGGUCAGCUUGGAGCUGGGCUUCACCGAGCUGACGGACGAGGCGUUCUUCCUGCUGCUGCCUACGCUGGCCUCCCUGCCGCACCUAGAGACCCUGGCACUGAAUGGAAACAGGCUGACCAGAACUGUUCUGAAGGAGUUGACUGAUGCCCUGAAGGAUCCAGGCAGCUUCCCCAGCGUGACAUGGAUCGACCUGGGCAACAAUGUGGACAUCUUCUCCCUGCCGCAGCCCUUCCUGGUCAGCCUGAGAAAGCGCUGUCCCAAGCAGGGAAACCUGCCCACCAUCCUGGAGUUUGGAGAGAGCCAGGCCAGCGACCCCCCAGAGAGGCUGAGGGGGCUUGGGGAAGAGGAGGAGACGGACGACACCAACCGGACUGAGAGCAUGGGCGAGCUCCGGUCGGAGGUGGAGGAGGAGCUGGACGGGGAGAUGGAGAUAGAGGAGAUGAUGGAGGAGCUGCUGGACUUCGACAGGGAGGUGCAGGGGAAGGAGGAUGAGGAGGAGAGCAUGUGGACGCUGGAGGAGCAGAGGAAGGUCGUGGGCAGGGGGAGGGGGAGGAGAGGUGAGCAGGAGGACGAGGGGAGAGAGAAGGAGACGCAGAGGAGAGAGCAGCACCCGGGGAGGAGAGCGGCAGUGGUGGUGGAGGACGAGGACGACACACAGAGCCACUCCUCCCGUCUCUCCUGCUCCAGCCAGUCGCAGCUCUCCUUUGGAGCCGUUGAGCCAAUGAGAGCAGAGGAGGACGACUUAGACGAGGUGACCGACCAAUCAGACCACUUGACCUGAUUGCCGCUCCCUGCUCCGCUCUGCUUAUGUUUCCCCUCCUGUGUCGAGUCCUGUGUGGAAGGAGGUGAGAGAAGACUUUGUGUCCUGCGGAGGCUAGCUGAGCACGCUCAAAGUCAAACAGGCUGCGGCGCUGGAAGGAUGUAAUCCAUAUGAACACGCCACUCGAUACUCCCUCCACUGAUCUGAUUUGUGACCAGCCGCCGCAGCGCUCAGAUACUGGCGGAGUCACAGCUGAACCCCAGUGACUCCUGGUAAAUGUAACAUGAGAAGACAAUCCCCAACAGGACGUCUGUUUUAUCAUAACUGUCUGUUGUGUAAAGUACGAAUAGACUAAGGAUGCUAAUGCGUAGAAUAGACAGAUUCAUUAUAUCACGUGAGGCUUUUAUGUAUAGAAUGUUAACCUUUAUUCAGGUCCUUUCCUCCUGGUUACCCUGCUAAUACCUACAUGUGCCUGUGACACGUCCUAUUACUGGUCCCAGAGUGUGAGAUAAAAAGAGACCUAGAGAACAUAAAACAAGAGAGACACACAGACUAGUCGGGGCCCUUAAACCUUUUUGAGAAAUGUUUUCGCCAAAAACCUGAGAUGGAAAUAUAUAAAAUGUUUCCCUCCCACAUACAUAGACGGCUAGCCAGAUGGAUCAGAAGAUAGGCAGGAAUCAGAAGUCAAGCCAACAGCUUUGAGAUCAGUCGCCUGUUGGGAAAUGAACAGAUGCACAGUGCUUUAGUGGAAGAGAAGUGCGCUGAAGAUGAAAUUAGUCAGCUCAAACCAAAACAUAAAGAUGAUUUAGAAAAGGACUCAGUACAGGCCUGAUGACUGAAAGGAAACAGUAAAACGUGUCCUGUUUUGGAAGGACAAGGUCUUGGCUGUACAGUAGAUAAAUGUGAUAAUCAUGUUGCCAUGUGUCCCAUAGCAAAGUGCUGGGGUAUCAAGCUGAAAUAUUUAGUAGCCUUUCUCUCAUAAUCCAGGUCAUGUUUCUCUCCACAGUACUGUACACUAGUGUGUGUCACAUGCUUACAGUGCUGUGUUUAUAUAUAGGCCGCAGCUAUGAUCACGUUCACGUACGCUGUCCGCUGGGUUACAACAGAUUAUAUAUCCUUAUGCAGUAUGUAGCUCUCACCGGCCCAUGCUUUCCAUUCAUGUCACUUAUAGUCCAUGCAAAGCUUUAAAAAAACAAGCUGUAUUUUUGGAUGUACGGUAUAUACAGUAUAUAUUGUUUUUAUCUGUGCAGGGGCGAUUGUUUAGAUUGUAGAUUAGCUAUUUAAAGAAGAAUACCACUCGAUUCCAGGAUAUAUGUUAUUUAUGUGGUCUGGGGUAGCAAUAUUGUACAUGAGUAAUGCUUAAACGCUGGUGAAAAAGGCGAACCAGACUCUUCAUUUGUGUUCUGAAAAGGCACUGGGUGGAAAGCUUUUACUGAUAUGGAGUGGAGGACUUUGUUGAAUAUUAACUGAAGAAAGAAAGAAGGAAAUCAUCCUGGAGCAGUUAAAAAUAAAUAAAUGCAUGUAUACUUUUCCCAAUACAGCUGCUCCAAGAGCCAGUACAUUCAUCUCUGGAGCUGUUUAUGUGUGUGGCAUCAAAAAUGAAGGCCUUUAAUGACUGAUGCUCAUCAUCAGGUUCAUACAGUUCAUACAGAAAAGCAUGUUUGUCUUUAUAAAGAGAGGUCUGAGGACCAAGUUAUAAAUACUGAUCAGAUUUUUUUACAUUUAGGAGGAUCUAUCAGCAGAAAUGGAGUAUAAUAUGUAUGUAUAAUUACCUGAAAAUAGGUAUCCUUAUGUUUUUGUUACCUUAAAACAAGGCUGCGGGUCGCCUUCCAUGGAGUCUGCCAUGUUGAACUGCAAUGUUUUCAAACACUGGCUCUAGUUCCUCAAAGUAUCAUAGAAAAGCCAUUUCCCCUUUUAGGACAAUGAUUGAAUUGAAACCACAUUCUGAUGAGCAAAGAUUAAUCUAAAGAAACUAAAAUAAAUUAAAAGUCUGAAAAGACCUGAUCAGUGUAAAUAACUUGGUUCAAGUAAGGUAUCAUUGAAAUCAAUGGAUAGGGCAAGGCAAACCUUUAAAAGUUAUCCAAUACAUUUCUAAUAGACAUCCAGAGACUUCACAGAGAGUUCAGCAAUUUAACAUAUAUUCCAUUUUUAAAUGUAUAAACCUAUUUUGUAAUACGUCAUUGCAUAUUGGUGUAAUGAUUAUGAACAUAAUAAUUAUUGCUGCCCAGAAAAAAAAGUCUACUUCUGCAUCUGUUUAUCAGUGCUAACUCACGUCCUUUGACCUUUGCAGAUGUGGUUGACAACGUGUGAAUCACAUACAUGCCACCUGCACGCUCUCCAUACACAAAACAGUUCCCUCUCGCCUCAUUAACACAGACUUAACUGCAUGCAUUCAGCAGCAUUACACUGAAAGCUAAUUACAAAGAGAAAUUUCCCUUUAAGCUACCUUUACUAUAAGCUAAUAUUGCAUUGUCCCUGCAAAAUCAAUGAACCCUUUAAACCGAGGCAGGCGGGUUGUGAUGCUGGACAGAAGUGGGCCGCUCAGCUGAGUGCAUCCUCACGGUUAAUGAGACAGAGGAAGGUUGUCCUUGAAAGCCACAGUGAUGUUCAGAAACCAUUGUGGGAAGGAAGGACGUCAAAUAUUGACUGUUGUUUAGUGAGUUCAGAUUGUGAACGUUUGUAUACCAUCAGCUAUUGGUCAGUGUGGAUCGCUGGCUUUAGACGCAGUGUGCAGUCAUUGGUUGACCCGGUGCUCAGGGUCAAACUGACUUCAACACCAAGACCUCUUGUGGAAGACUAUUCUCAGGUUUUCUGUGGUUUUCUGCUCGCUACUGUAACAGGACGCCUUCCGGCAGCAGAGAGCGAGGGUUAGACGGUGGAGAUCAGAGUUAUGUGUGCAUGUUUGUAAUGCGCUGCUGAAGACAUGCACUUUGUCUGCUUUUAUGUUAAGGUCACUGCAAAUCAAAGCAAAAACAGAUCACAGCUGGAAUUAGACUCAUACAUCAGCAUAGAUAUGGGCUUUUAAUUUGAAACCUUUGAUGCGUCACUCAGUGUCAUCCACUUUUUGAUAUAAGGGAUUCGGUGCAGUUUGAUCUCAAGCUGACUGCCUUUUGGAGGUCAUUCACCUGAACCAACGGCUCAUUUCGAUCUGAUUUCACACAAGAAUGCAUGGUUUCUAAAAACAGUUUCAAAGGUUGUCUGCCCUAACACGAAUAAAGUGUGUUUGCAACACAGAAUAACUUUUUAUUUGUUUUGAAUUUAUUGCUCUGAAAAUGCUUGAAUAUAAACAUACAAAGAUUUUGCAAACUAGCUUCAUGCCCUCUGUUUGUUGGUAUCACAUGAGAAUAUAGCUAAAAAAAAACUCACACGUGGCUCAGCUUUCCUUCAUUCACUGCGCCUCUAUGUUAAUAGUCUAUUUCAAAUCGGAGCCACGUUCCUAUUGUUUGGUGAUUUUCUCUCCCAGAGUGCUCUGUAGUUUCACCAGUGGCGCUUCAUACAGUGACUGAAGGCUCUCAGCUCUUCACUACAGGCAGAAUGAGUCCUUUCAUAUGUUGCAGUGAGACGUGAGACGCUGGUGUUUGCCUUGGACCCUAGAGUGGUUAUGAAUACUUUAAGUGACCAGAGGAUGUGAGGAGAAGAUGUUGUGUAUGUCUCUCGCUUAAAGCCUCUGCUGAUAUAUCGUAAGAUGUAAAAAGGAACAUGGUAAUGUGAAUCUGAAGGAAUGAGUGUCUGUAGCCUUGGAUUUUUUCUCUCUCCAUGAAACUUUCUUGGAUAUGUAUUAUAAAGUAAACCUCUGUAUUAUUCUCUAUACAGUAUCUUCUUCUGUCACUCUCCCCAUGGAUCUUUUAUCUUCAUGCCACUUCAUUGAAUGCUCUGUGCAUUCAUCUACACAUGAAAUUGUAAAAUGUAUUAUUUUCUGUUACACAAUGGAUCCCAAUAAAUUCUGUGAUACAAAAACAA
Dicentrarchus labrax (European seabass) is the source of this 6206-nucleotide messenger RNA. It is a transcript of the gene lrrc75a, whose product is annotated as leucine rich repeat containing 75A. The transcript has 5 exons. The record is from RefSeq and is a predicted model, not a curated record. Bases 876 to 2267 code for a protein of 463 amino acids. NCBI's taxonomy places the organism in Eukaryota, Metazoa, Chordata, Actinopteri, Moronidae.